Molecule: messenger RNA, 1176 nt
Organism: Dioszegia hungarica
Lineage: Eukaryota; Fungi; Basidiomycota; Tremellomycetes; Tremellales; Bulleribasidiaceae
Exons: 7
Coding region: 1-1176 (391 amino acids)
Source: RefSeq, a predicted model, not a curated record
AUGUUGGUCCCGGCCGAUCCUUUGGCGCCGCAUCCAACCAAUGCCCACCUGGCAUCCGACAAGCUUUUCGCCAGUGUUAGCUCUGUCGUGUCCAUUGCGACAGUGAAGGCUGCACCCGAGGGAGGCGAGCGUGCGGCGUCCGAGCAGCCGGACAACAGCGAUGACGAGAAGGAUGCCGAUCCCGCGUCGUUGGGUGGUCGAUCACUCGACCCUUUUGCUGGUUUCGCUUUUUCCUCCAGAGGCCACCUGGGCGGUAUCUUCGCCUCCGUCGCAAUCUCUGGCGCCCAGCUAUGGGACAGAAUCGAUUACAAACGCGUGACCUACCAGUCCGCCCCGUCUGGUAUUCAGGCCAUCGAGGAACCGAUUGGAUAUGAAGGGGAGCUGAAACGGUUCCGUUUUGGUAAUGGGGCGAUGAAAGGAGCCUUUGAGUUCAUGGACGAGUCUGGCGCGCCUCUUGUCGCUAAGCGCUUCUAUCGCAUUGACUCGCUCUGCACUCGAACAGUGUCCAACGAGCUCGACCACAUUCUGCUCAAGCUGGAGAUCGCCCGCAACAUCACGUUCAACACCUUCAUCCACGAUUGCAAAGACAGUCUCAAGUAUACGCCAUCCUUCCUCAUCGUCCUGCAGGAUCCUACCCACUCCGCCACCGUUUACGAGUCCCCCCACUCCAGUCGAUUCCAAUCCUGGAUGGUGGAGCAGGACCUGCGCGCAAGCGACCGAACGGAGCGAAAGGUUCUCGGGUCCCGCGACUUUGGCCGGACUGACGCCCCGGACGCUCUCGAGAUGAAGACGCACACGUUCCUCCACUAUGUGUAUGAUUCUUCGCUUAAGCAGAGUAAGAAGCUCGGGAACCGCGACCUCAUCAUGGUCCCUGGGGACAUUCAAGGUUUCCUCGAGCAAGCAGCCCCGACCAGGACGAGCAAAAGAUCCAAGUCGGCCAGAAAGGAGCCGGGUGUCGGUGUCUUUCAUCACUUUGACUGCAGAUUGCGCACUGCCGGGGGCCAAUCUGAGCACGAUGAUGGCGAGGCGUCCACAAUCAACAACUUCUGCGCUAUUCACGAAGAUACCCCCGCCUGCAAAGACCUCAAGCUGUCCUCACUCGGCAGAACCCCGGCCCCGCCUCCGUCGAAGGAGGGCUCUUGGGGCCAGAUGAUCGCUGAUUACAUCUGGACAUGA